AGUGGACACCUAAUAUUUUGACGUCUGCGGGUCCUCGCGGGAAGGUGUGUUUACAUUGACGUCACAUCAGUUUGCCGAAAGGAUCAAGUUCUGAUACAUCUGAUCAUCAUGUUCCAUGGGAUACAAGUUACAGGAGGUGUGGGAGGAGCUCCUGCCAAUAAGCCUGAGUUAUAUGAGGAGGUGAAAUUGUACAAGAAUGCAAGAGAACGAGAGAAGUAUGAUAAUAUGGCAGAGUUGUUUGCUGUUGUCAAGACCCUUCAGGCUCUGGAGAAGGCUUACAUUAAAGACUGCGUCACACCUAAUGAGUACACUGCUUCCUGUUCCAGGCUGUUGGUUCAGUAUAAGGCUGCUUUUAAACAGGUGCAAGGCUCUGAUGUGGGCUCCAUUGAUGAUUUCUGCAGAAAGUACAGACUCGACUGCCCACUAGCAAUGGAAAGAAUCAAGGAGGAUCGACCAAUCACCAUCAAGGAUGACAAGGGCAACCUGAACCGCUGCAUUGCAGAUAUAGUUUCUCUUUUCAUCACUGUGAUGGACAAACUGAGGCUGGAGAUCAGGGCCAUGGAUGAGAUCCAGCCAGACCUGAGGGAACUGAUGGAAACAAUGAACAGAAUGAGCAACAUGCCUCCAGACUCAGAGGCUAAGGACAAAGUCAGCCUCUGGUUGACCACCCUCAGCAGCAUGUCAGCCUCAGAUGAGUUGGAUGAUAAUCAGGUGCGCCAGAUGCUAUUUGAUCUGGAGUCAGCCUACAAUGCAUUCAACCGCUUCCUCCAUUCCUCCUAAAGCAUCUGUCCAUCACUGAUCCAUCUGUCUGGAAUUCUGACUCUAUAUCUAUUAAUAUCUAUUAAGUUAAAAUAAGAAAUACUCUACUUUCUCUUUCUGGUUAUUAGUAGAGAGUGGGUUUAUAUCCGGGCAUGUUUUCUGUCUCAUAUCCUCCCUGUUCUUACCUGCUGUUUGCUUCCUAUGUCCUUUUAUUUAUGUUGUGUACUAUUCAAACUUCACCGCCUUGCACACUACACCGUGUCUGGCACAUCAUGCGGCCUGUAGCCUUGCCCACCAGGCCUGCCCUAUGCUCCGAUAUGCUCCAUUGGCCUCUUUUCUAGACAAAACCUGUGCGAUAAAUCUGCCCUUGAUAGAACAGUUUAAUUCUAACUUUGUACUGUAAUAUCAAAAAGGUCUAAUUUUAUACUUAAGUUUUGCAUAGCACCAACAAAGAAGCAUGAUACAAUUAUAAUUGGCAAAGUCUGCACAUGAAGAAACGGUUGCAAUAGCCAAAGCCUUUGUAUUAUUGGAAAGAAAAAUAUAUAUUUUUUUCUUUUUGGUACCUUAAUUCUAUCCACUGUCUGCCACUUGGGGUCAGAGGAGCAUUUUCUGUUCCGUAUAUCAUUUUGUUUUUCUAUCGCACAUGUUUUUACUGCAGAACUCUGUAACACUUUUUAGAUAGAGUAAAUGAAGUUGACCGUCAGUUAAUGGAAAAUAAAUGCAUCUGAAAUAAUUGUUUGAACUUCAAGAAAAAAAUUGACUUAUUUAAUGAUUAUAUUGAAACUAUGGUAGAAGGACUUGUUUGUGUACAUUGUCUAGCCUUUUUUUCUGUUAACAUACCUUAUCAAUACCUUAAUAAGUGAGGGUUUGGCCACAUGAAGUGGGUAAAAGUGAGUUGGACACAUCCCAUGCUUAUCGUGCUUGCCAAACCCUCAAACACCAUUAGGGAGAACAUGUUAAUGAAGAUGUAUCAUUGUAAAUAAUAGUUUUGAUUUUUAAAGAUGAGCAUGUAACACCUUUUUAGAAAUAAAGAUGAAAAUCUACCUCUAACUU
Messenger RNA from Etheostoma cragini (Arkansas darter), 1812 nucleotides. It is a transcript of the gene vps28, whose product is annotated as VPS28 subunit of ESCRT-I. The transcript has 10 exons. Lineage: Eukaryota; Metazoa; Chordata; Actinopteri; Perciformes; Percidae. Bases 109 to 780 code for a protein of 223 amino acids. Gene Ontology annotation, molecular function: protein-containing complex binding. Gene Ontology annotation, cellular component: ESCRT I complex. Gene Ontology annotation, biological process: protein transport to vacuole involved in ubiquitin-dependent protein catabolic process via the multivesicular body sorting pathway. The record is from RefSeq and is a predicted model, not a curated record.